AUGGAACCUGGGUUCGGACAAAAUACUUUUAUUUUCUCAGAUGAUGGAUCCAAUGACAGGUAUCAUAACCAUAUGAGCCCUGACAGAGGAUUAUCGCCUCUUAAUGCUGAUGAGAAAUCAUCAAAAAGGUUCAGAAGUAGAUCAAUUCUGAACUUUCAGAAGGAUAAAUGUGGUAACUCAAAUUGCGCGUUAAAUAACCGAGAUACUUCUUGGAGCCGAGAUCAUUUAAACGUACACCCUAAUCAUAACACAGGGACUCAUAUAUCCUGAAGUCGGGCUUAUAAUAGAAGACAUCGGGGAACACUGGGUGAAUAUUUAUUUGCUUCUCCUACAAUGAAUAAAACGAUUAGGAUUCCUCGAAAAUCCCCAUCCUUUUCAGCUACUCUGAAGUCGACGCCGAAGGCCAAGCCAGUGAAGUCAGUUACCAGUCUGUAUGAGGAGGUGUCGGUUAGCACGACUCCUACUAUAAUCCAGAAGAAACGGAUCUUUGGAGAGCCAAGGAUAGAGGGUAAUAUGACAACUCGGGCAAGUCAACAAAGUUUCAAAGAAAUGAUGAAUAAUCCUUAUAAAUAUCAAAGUAUUUCUGUUAAGCUGGGUGAGAAUUUCCAGAAGAGUAUACAUAAGAAGUAUACUCCGACAAGAAAAGUAAUAAAGCAAAAACUUAAAGCCAGCGACCUAGAGACCCAUUCACCUCGAUAUCUCAACUCGACCCAAAAUUCAAGUAUCAGAAAAUACAUUUCUAUCAAGAAAGACAGAGAUGGGAAGGCCCAGUCUAAAACCUUAGCUGAAAUAGAAGCUUAUGUAAACGAACAAAGGGGGAUUGGCAACCUAAAGGAUGCACAGAAUAGCACUUUAAAGGACUACACUAGGACUUCUAGCAAAAACAAAGACCUCUAUUUCAGAAGUGACCGGUCGCCAAGCGGAGGAUCACGAGAGAGGUUCCAUCAGAAGAAAAUCCAUCAGCUAUUUCAAGGAGUUCUUGGAAGAAAGAUCACACCUGAAGUUGAUCCUGAGAAGAACUUAGUAACCGAAGAGAUCAAGAUCUCUGAUGAAGAAGCUGAGGAGAUCCAGCAGAUGCCUAAGAAAGUGAUUCGUUCUAAGAAAAAGACUAAGCGUAAUAAAAAGCAAAUAGCUAGUGGCCCUGAACUGACUUAUGCUGAGGUUAAGUCUAAAGUUAUGUCUAUAAGAGACACCUCUACAGAAGGAUCGAAGUCUCCCUCUGAAAGGACUCUUGAUGACUACCUUCAGAUGAUUUUGGAUAAAAAGAAAAAGAAAAGUAGGAGGAAGAAGACUAAAAGGACAGCUAAGUCUAAGAAACUUAAAAAGUAUCAAGAAAAUGCCAAGAAGUCAGAUCCAAGAGAGCAUAUCUAUGAUGACAGGCUAGAAUGGCAACGGAGUCAAUUUGAGCAAGAGUUAUUAGAGCAAGAAAGGAAAUAUUAUGAACAUGUUGAGAAUCUUCAAAAGUUUGAAUACCUCCAAAAUGAAGAACCCAGCUAUGAACAUAUUCAAAAUGGAGGAUCACAACAUUUCCAUUCAAGUGCUGAGAGUUCAGAUUAUCAGAAAACACCAGCAAAUAUUGCUCAGAAUGUUCCAGGAGAGAUCGUCCUACAUGAGAUCAAAGGGGCUAAUAGAGAGAAUUAUGUUACUUUUGAAAAUCCUACAGAACAAGCACAGCAAACCUAUAGGAAUAGCAGAGAUUUUGGUCUGAAUCUCGGUGCUCUUCCAAAACCUCAAUCUCCUCUAAAACCUCGAUUUAGGUCUAAGAAGACCACUAAGGAAAUGCUUCUGAGUACAGGUGGAUCAGUAGCUUCAAUUUGGACUGUCCCUGAUAGCUUGAAGGAAUAUACAGAUGUUGAUAAAAGAACUGGGUAUAACUUUGAUUGAGAAGAAUGAGAUAGAGACCCUGAUUACAACAUUGACAAGAGAUUGCCAAAUUAUAUUCCUCAAUAAAAUUUUACCUCA
Messenger RNA from Moneuplotes crassus, 1962 nucleotides. The record is from the annotation of a GenBank genome assembly. NCBI's taxonomy places the organism in Eukaryota, Ciliophora, Spirotrichea, Euplotida, Euplotidae.